This is a messenger RNA of Pezoporus flaviventris, 1118 nucleotides long. Its product is annotated as C-type lectin domain family 12 member A-like. The coding region runs from base 153 to 950 and encodes 265 amino acids. The transcript is spliced from 7 exons. The record is from RefSeq and is a predicted model, not a curated record. NCBI's taxonomy places the organism in Eukaryota, Metazoa, Chordata, Aves, Psittaciformes, Psittacidae.
UCAAGGAAGUUCAGAUGUAUUUUGAUGUCUCAGCUGCUUCAUUUGUGCCUGCCAGUAUCAGGAACCUGUGCAAAGGGCUAGAUUUUCUUACUAGCUGCCAAUGCUAGAUCUUUUUCUACCUUUUUGUUCUGAAGCUUUUCUUUUUACCAGCUAUGACAGAAGUAACAUAUGCUAAUCUCAGAUUUAAAAACAACCAUGAACUGGAUAAUAUCACAGAGCUCAAAGAUACUAAGGAAAAAGGAUCUCCCACUUCAUUCCGCUCUUGCUGGCCAGCAGUCCUGAUUUUGCUCAUUUUGUGCCUGACAUUGCUGAUGGCGCUGGUGACCCUGGCAGUUUUAUUUUUCCAGAUUUCUAAGGACUACAGAACACAACUUAGAGACCUCAACAUGACAAAGAAUGAGCUGCAUGCAAAUUUCUCCAACGUGCUGCAAGCAAUAGGAAAUCAGCUAUGCCUGGAAGGGGAAACGAACCUUGAAAAUAAUGGCCAGAACUGCGUACUCUGCCCCACAAACUGGAACUGGAAAGGUGGUGAUACGUGUUACUACCACUCCGUGGAAAAGAAGUCGUGGAAACAGAGUCUCCAACUAUGUUCCUCACAAAACUCUACUCUUCUUCUGAUUAAGCAGAAAGAAAAGCUGGAAUUGACAAAAUAUUUCCCUGAAGUAGAAUACUGGAUUGGAUUUAGAAUUGAGCAGAGUAUCUGGUAUUGGGCAGACAACACCACUCUUACAGAACAACAGAAGUCUUGGGUAAAGCCUAGGUACUACUACCAGGGCUGUGGAUCGGUUUAUUAUACUACCAUAUAUUUCAAAUCAUGUAAAGAAGAGCUUCGCUAUAUCUGUGAAAAGCCUGCCAUCCAAUUACAGCGAUGUAACAACUCUUGUCAGGAGGGCUGGUUUGUCAGAUCAAAUGAUUAUGAGAAGCUAGAAGAUGUUCCGCAAGACAUGUAAAAAUAUCUUCAUAUUAAGGAAAUGGGCAGGAUGGCAGGCUCCAGGAGCACCCCAAGUCUGUCAUUCCAGAUGGAACACGGCCAAAUGAUUACUUAGUUUUAACCAACACAAUUGAUGGACAAAAUGGCCAAAAGUGAUGGCCAGGAAAAAAAAGUACAGGGACAAGCA